UCACCAGCCCCCGCCCCUCGCCGCCAUGUUCCGGACUCGCGCGCUCUCGAGCCUCCAGCUGCUGCGCGGCGCCCUGUUCCCGUGCGCGCGCCCGGGGCUGGUGCACGCGCAGUGUCCGUGCGCGCGCCCGGGGCUGGUGCACGCGCUGGGCGGCCCGGCGCGGCGCUACCGCGUGGAGCAGCGGAGUUACUGGCAGGCGCUGCGGCGGCGUCUGCUCGGCCCGCCGGAACCGCCCUACCGCAGGCCGUGCCUGGUGGGGACGCCGGUGUUGCGCGCCGUGCCCGCGGACCAGGUGCGCGGCCCCGAGGUGCAGCGGCUCGUGCACGCGCUGGUGGCUGCGCUGCGUCGGGCUGACGCGGUGGGGCUGAGCGCGCCCCAGCUCGGGGUCGCGCUGCGCGUGCUCGUCCUGGAGGUGCCCGAGCGCGUGCUCGAGGCCGAGAAUGCGCGCGUCCGCGAGGCGCGCGACAUGGUGGCCGUGCCCCUGCGCGUCAUCGUCAACCCGCGGAUCCGCGUUGUCGACCCGCGCCCCGUCCUCCUGCCCGAGGCCUGUCACAGCCUCCCCGGCAUCGCCGCCUGUGUGGCCCGGCACCGCGCCGUGGAGGUGACAGGGCUCGAUGAGCAGGGGCAGCCGCUACGCUGGACGGUAUCAGGCUGGACAGCACGGAUCCUGCAACAUGAGGUGGACCACCUGGAUGGGCGGCUCUUCAUCGACCUGAUGGACAGCAGAACCUUCCAGAACCUGCGCUGGCAGGAGGCGCUGGAGCGAGCGUCGUGGUGAUGCUGCCAUGCAGAGAUGCAGGAACCGGCACAGCAAGAUCCCAUUGGCAGUGGCUUCCCUAUCACUGAAGACAAGCAGCCCCUGAACCCUGCGUGGCCACAUUGGGAAAUGAGUGGUUCAGUCAAUGACACAUUUUACAAAUCCACCCAAAUGUGGGAAACUGAAUAAAAUUCACCAGAAGCUGUGAA
This is a messenger RNA of Amblyraja radiata (thorny skate), 966 nucleotides long. RefSeq names its product peptide deformylase, mitochondrial (gene pdf). Gene Ontology annotation, cellular component: mitochondrion. Gene Ontology annotation, biological process: N-terminal protein amino acid modification; peptidyl-methionine modification. The record is from RefSeq and is a predicted model, not a curated record. The transcript has 2 exons. NCBI's taxonomy places the organism in Eukaryota, Metazoa, Chordata, Chondrichthyes, Rajiformes, Rajidae. Bases 26 to 778 code for a protein of 250 amino acids. Gene Ontology annotation, molecular function: peptide deformylase activity.